Messenger RNA from Penicillium longicatenatum, 999 nucleotides. RefSeq names its product DNA repair protein RAD10. The transcript has a single exon. Gene Ontology annotation, molecular function: single-stranded DNA binding; damaged DNA binding. The record is from RefSeq and is a predicted model, not a curated record. Bases 1 to 999 code for a protein of 332 amino acids. NCBI's taxonomy places the organism in Eukaryota, Fungi, Ascomycota, Eurotiomycetes, Eurotiales, Aspergillaceae. Gene Ontology annotation, cellular component: ERCC4-ERCC1 complex; nucleotide-excision repair factor 1 complex; nucleus. Gene Ontology annotation, biological process: mitotic recombination; nucleotide-excision repair; UV-damage excision repair.
AUGGAUGCUCGGUCCGCAGCAGAUUCACAGGCGCAAUUUCGUAAUGGAGGAGCAUCCAGCCCCCAGUCGUCCGGUCCCUUACCUUCCACCCCAUCCUCUGGACCGCCCAAAGUUCAGCAACCAAAGCCACAAGCACUUCCCAACCGGUCUGGGCCUUCCGCGAUUCUCGUGUCUACGCGACAAAAGGGCAAUCCUAUUCUGAACCACAUCAAGCUUGUGCCUUGGGAAUAUACCGAGACUCCCGCUGACUAUGUGAUCGGGGUGACGACAUGUGCCCUGUUUCUGUCUCUGAAAUACCACCGGCUACAUCCCGAGUACGUUUACUCACGAAUUCGACUCCUCGCCGGCAAAUUCAACCUACGCAUUGUGCUGGUUAUGGUUGACAUCCCCAAUCAUGAAGAAGUACUUAAAGAGUUGUCGAAAACGUCUAUCGUCAACAAUCUCACCCUAAUUCUUUGCUGGUCCGCACCCGAAGCUGCCCAUUACCUCGAACUGUUCAAGUCAUCUGAGAAUGCACAACCCACUGCGAUUCGUACCCAGCAAGCGCAGUCAUACAAAGACUCCUUAGUGGAGUUUGUCACAACCCCUCGCACUAUCAACAAGUCGGACGCUGCAAGUCUGAUAUCCACAUUUGGAAGCUUACAGAAUGCCGUCAACGCCCAACCAGAACAGAUUAACUCUGUUCCUGGCUGGGGUGAGAAAAAGGUCCAGCAAUGGUGCAAUGCUGUCCGGGAGGAUUUCCGGGUUGAAUCGACGAAAAAGGCUGCGGCUCCUCGGCCUGCAACGCAAACUAAACCACCAAGGCUUACAAGUCGGCCACGGCAGGCUGAAUUUGAUGAAGACGAGGAGAUCCUACGAGCUGUGCUGGCAGAGAGCCGCGAGACAGCAGCGGUAGAGGCAGCAGCGCACCAGAGCCCGCCGAAGUCAAGUAAACCGACCGAGGAAUUGAGUGACGGUAUCAUGGCUGCUCUAGCGAAAUUGCGAGAUACCGACGGAUGA